GAGUCAUAGCACCUCCUGAGACCAUCCCACACGAACUCCGUCGACGUCUCUAUGGUUAUUUCCGUUUCCUGUCCCGGCUGCGAAGGGGCUGAGUGUGCGCGUGCGCAGUGAGUGCUUCCUUUUCUUUCUCUGCGGCCUACGGUGGUAGCAAGAUGGCCAAGCGCACCAAGAAGGUUGGAAUUGUGGGUAAAUAUGGUACCCGAUACGGAGCUUCACUUAGGAAGAUGGUGAAGAAGAUUGAAAUUAGCCAGCAUGCUAAGUAUACUUGUUCCUUCUGCGGCAAGACCAAAAUGAAGAGAAAAGCAGUGGGUAUCUGGCAUUGUGGCUCCUGUAUGAAAACAGUGGCUGGUGGUGCCUGGACAUACAAUACCACUUCUGCAGUGACAGUGAAAUCUGCCAUCAGAAGACUGAAAGAGUUAAAAGACCAGUAGAAACAUCUUUUUGUUUCAGUGUGCUGUUUAUCUUCCUCCUGCAGUGUCACGAUAUGUCAUUUUGUCUAUUAAAGGUGGAUGUGAAAGCUGGA
Hemicordylus capensis (graceful crag lizard) is the source of this 523-nucleotide messenger RNA. RefSeq names its product ribosomal protein L37a (gene RPL37A). The record is from RefSeq and is a predicted model, not a curated record. Gene Ontology annotation, cellular component: ribosome. Gene Ontology annotation, molecular function: structural constituent of ribosome. The coding region runs from base 153 to 431 and encodes 92 amino acids. NCBI's taxonomy places the organism in Eukaryota, Metazoa, Chordata, Lepidosauria, Squamata, Cordylidae. Gene Ontology annotation, biological process: translation. The transcript is spliced from 4 exons.